AUGUUGAAACUAGUCGUCGCCGCCGUAUCGGACGCCUGGUCGCGCUGGUUUGGAACCGGAGAGCUACCAACCGCUAUUCUUUUCAUCGCGGCUGGGCUUUCUUUGUUCUGGCUUGUACGGAUGCUGACAUCAAAGAAUUCCCACCCGCCACUGCCGCCCGGUCCACCAUCUCUGCCACUUGUCGGAAACCUCCUGUCUCUUGAUCCGGAGCUCCACUCCUACUUUGCAACCCUCGCCAAAACGUACGGUCCGAUUACCAGGCUCUGGCUCGGUAAAAAAUUGGGUAUUCUGAUCACCUCUCCGGCCUUGGCCCGUGAAGUGCUAAAACUCAACGACACCACCUUCGCCAACCGAGACGUUCCGGUUGCAGGCGAGGAGGCUACUUACGGUGGAAAUGACAUCGUCUGGUCGCCGUACGGCGAUCAGUGGCGGAUGUUGAGAAAGAUUUGUGUUCGUGAAAUGCUUUGUAACCAAACUUUGGACUCUGUUUACUCUCUCCGCCGGACAGAGAUUCGGAACACCGUGAACUACCUGUACAACCGAGCCGGGUCGCCGGUGAACAUCGGCGAGCAGAUGUUCUUGACUGUGUUGAAUGUGAUUACCGGCAUGAUGUGGGGAGGCACCGUGAAGGCGGAGGAUAGAAGAAGUUUAGGAGCAGAGUUCCGGCAAGUCAUCAAUGAGAUGACCGGAUUAUUGGGGAUGCCCAAUCUGUCGGAUUUUUAUCCGGGUUUGGCCCGGUUUGACCUGCAAGGAAUAAAAAAGAAGAUGACUGUGUUGGCAAAAAGAUUCGAUGGGAUAUUUGAGACGAUGAUUGAUCAAAGAAGGAAGAUGGGCGGAGAUGAAAACAAAGAUUUUUUACAGUUCUUGUUGCAGCUUGAAGAUGGUGGAGAUUCCAAAACACCAUUCACUCUCAAACACCUCAAAUCCUUGCUCAUGGAUAUGGUGGUUGGAGGGACGGAUACCACUUCGAAUGCGGUCGAGUUUACCCUGGCCGAGAUGAUGAACCAACCACAGAUCCUGAAAAAGGCGCAACAAGAACUAGAGACAGUGGUCGGAAAGCACAACAUAGUCGAAGAAUCCGACAUCAACAAAUUACCCUACCUAUAUGCGAUCAUGAAAGAAUCUCUUCGGUUGCAUCCUACGCUUCCACUAUUGGUCCCACAUUGCCCGAGCCAGUCAUGUAUCAUUGGUGGGUACUCGGUCCCAAAAGGUGCUCGGGUGUUUGUGAAUGCAUGGGCGAUCCAUAGAGACCCCGAAAUUUGGGAAAAGCCAUUGGAGUUUAGGCCCGAAAGGUUCAUGGAUAACAAGUGGGAUUAUAGUGGGAAUGACUUCAAUUAUUUCCCGUUUGGUUCUGGCCGGAGGAUAUGUGCAGGGACCGCAAUGGCGGAACGCAUGUUUAUGCUUUUGCUCGCGUCCCUUAUUCAUUCUUUCGAUUGGGAAUUAGGUGAUGGAGACGAACUCGAUAUGUCUGAGAAGUUUGGGAUUGUGUUGAAGAAGAAAGUGGCUCUCGUUGCUGUUCCGACACCAAGAUUGCCAAGCGCAACAAUGUACGAUUGACAUUCCACGGCUAAGACUCACAAGUGAUGUAUCAUGAGAUGCAAGAAAUGGGGUGUUUGAUAUUGCUUAUUUAGGUGUUUUUUUUUACUUAUUUCAAUCUGAUAUCAGUGAUAAGCAAAAUUCAAGUGUAUGGAUGAGGAAAAAUAAAACUGUU
Messenger RNA from Cynara cardunculus var. scolymus (artichoke), 1711 nucleotides. RefSeq names its product flavonoid 3'-monooxygenase-like. The record is from RefSeq and is a predicted model, not a curated record. Lineage: Eukaryota; Viridiplantae; Streptophyta; Magnoliopsida; Asterales; Asteraceae. Gene Ontology annotation, molecular function: monooxygenase activity; heme binding; oxidoreductase activity, acting on paired donors, with incorporation or reduction of molecular oxygen. The transcript is spliced from 2 exons. The coding region runs from base 1 to 1557 and encodes 518 amino acids.